AUGGCGACAGAAGAUUAUGAAACCACUGAUGUGGUCAUUUGUGGCUGUGGGCCUACUGGGGCUAUGCUCUCUGCCUAUCUUGGACGAAUGGAUAUUCCUCAUAUUGUCAUAGAAAAGGAACCAGAGAUCACCACAGACCCGCGUGGCAUCGCAUUGGACGAGGAUGGAAUCCGGAUGUUGCAGGGCAUUGGAAUUUACGACCAGAUUUAUUCGGAUAUUGGAACGUGCAUGUCAAAGUUCAAAUUUAUUGGAGGCACCGAGAAAAGUCUACUUAAGAAGCCCUUCCUGGAGAUGGACUAUGGAACGACCGAAGGUGGCACAGGACAUAUCGGAUUUAUCUGCCACAAGCAACCAGUACUUGAGAAGCACCUACGAAAUGCGAUGAAGUCCGACUUUUGUCAGUUGCACACAGGAGCAAGUGUGUCUGAGAUUCGCGAAGAAGGGGGUUACGUAUAUAGUCGCUAUACUGAUGCGCAUGGAGUUGCUCAUGGCAUACGGUCUCGAUUCCUCGUUGGCGCUGAUGGCAAAACGGGCUUUACACGGAAGAAUUUCCUCGAGCCGCUGGGUAUUCACAUGGAACAGGCACAUCAGGCAUUUUAUGACGAAACUUGGGUAGCACUUAAUUGGGAAAUCAGCCUUCCCACCGAAAAGACGCACCCUGAUUUCCCCUUGUGGAGACUUGGUUAUACCCCCGAGCAGGUCUAUGAUAUAUUCUUCCCUGCGAGUUUCCGUUUCGUCUGUAACCCAGAGCGGCCAGCUGUAUGCGGUCGUUUUGGAUUGCCCUCUGACCGACUCUGGCGAUUUGAGUUUGUUGUUCGUGCCGGAGAGGAUGGAGAAGAGAUGUCCAAGCCGGACAACAUACAAAAAGUUGUCUUUCCGUACAUCACUCACCCGGGCAGUCGAUACAGUUUGAUGCAAGAUGUCGCAUUCCCAGAGGAUUGCAUUCGUGUCCUUCGUUCUCGACCUUUUAGAUUUUCAGCAAGAAGCUGCAACAGAUGGUCUCAUGGCCGAGUUGUUCUUUGUGGUGAUGCAGCCCACGUUUUUCCUCCAUUUGGCGGUCAAGGAAUUGCCUCUGGAUUCCGUGAUGCCGUCUCCUUAGCAUGGCGCCUCGCUCUUCUCUGCCGCAGACAAGAAGCGGCCAUAAGCAAUCAUGAGGAAGUGCUCUCGGGCUGGUAUGUUGAGCGAAAACAGCAGUUGGAGAGAUCUCUGGCGGCAACGAUCAAAAAUGGACAAUUUGUGACAGAAGGAAACCCUAUCAAGAUCUUCCUGCGUGAUUGGUCCUUAUUCUUCAUGCAUUUUGUUCCAUCCUGGAGGCGUGAUCUCAGACUCGGCCACCGAAAAGGAGGGUUGGUGAAAUACAAUCAUUCUCCAGGCUUGCCUUUUGAUCCGAGUCAUAGAGGUGGUCUUUGUCUUCCACAAGUCUACUGCAAGCAAAUUGGGGGCGACAAGGUAUUAUUUUCAGAUGAUCUCAUUUUCUCGAAAGAUAAAAAGAGCUUAUUCCAGCUGCUGGUGUAUCUUGAUUCUGUUGAUGAACUGGAUGCCGUUCAGCAGUCGGUAGCUCGGGUCCAGGAAAUCUUUAAAGGACAAGUUCAUCCUUCAGAGACAACAUACAUCGUUGAGGAUACAAAAGCAAAGCUCCCAGAAGCGAAAGAGGACCAAUCCUUGAUAUACCGCCUAGCGACUGGUCAAGAAUUCGCGCAGUCAUCUUUGUGUCGUGGUCGACCGGAACCGCAAUACUAUGACCCUUAUUACCUUCGAAAAUCGUUGGAUGGCAACAAGUUUGUUCUUGUUCGUCCUGACCGAUUUAUUUACGCCGCUUGUGGCAGCAUUGCCGAUUUAGAAAAGGCAAUUCAUAAUGCGAUGGAAUAUCUUCACAGAUGA
This is a messenger RNA of Penicillium nucicola, 1881 nucleotides long. RefSeq lists its product as uncharacterized. Lineage: Eukaryota; Fungi; Ascomycota; Eurotiomycetes; Eurotiales; Aspergillaceae. The record is from RefSeq and is a predicted model, not a curated record. Gene Ontology annotation, molecular function: FAD binding. The coding region runs from base 1 to 1881 and encodes 626 amino acids. The transcript has 6 exons.